Molecule: messenger RNA, 849 nt
Organism: Penicillium angulare
Lineage: Eukaryota; Fungi; Ascomycota; Eurotiomycetes; Eurotiales; Aspergillaceae
Product: aldo/keto reductase
Exons: 6
Coding region: 1-849 (282 amino acids)
Molecular function (GO): oxidoreductase activity
Source: RefSeq, a predicted model, not a curated record
AUGGCCAGUAAACUGACAUUCCAAUCAAAGCACAAGUUGCUUUCGGGUCAUGAGAUCCCAGCGAUUGGAUUCGGGGUCUACAUGAUCCCGCCAUCCACAACCGAUAAAGUCGUCCAAGAAGCUCUGAAAGUCGGAUUCCGCCAUGUCGAUUCAGCAAUCAUGUACGGAAACGAAAAAGGCUGCGGCGCCGCCCUCAACUCGUCAAACCUCGACAGAUCAGAGAUCUUCCUAACAACCAAGAUUCCUCCCGGCUCAAUGGGAUACAAAUCAACCAAGCAAGCCAUCGCAAGAAGCCUCAAAGACGCAAACACAGAGUACUUUGACUUGAUCCUCAUCCACGCUCCCUACGGCGGACAGGAAUCCCGUCUUGGAUCCUGGAAAGCCCUCGUCGAAGCCCAGAGCGCAGGCCAGAUCCGAUCAAUCGGCGUAUCUAACUAUGGAAUCCACCAUCUUGAAGAAUUACAAAGCUACAUUGAGAAUGGAGGAGGUGGUGAGAUUAGUGUUGGGCAAUGGGAACUACAUCCCUGGCUUGAUCACUCGGAUAUAGCGGAUUGGUGCCAUGAACGUGGAAUUAUAGUUGAGGCUUAUUCGCCGCUUGCGCAUGGUGAACGACUAGAUGAGCCUGUGCUUGCUGCUAUUGGGAAGAAGUACGGGAAGUCCCCGGCUCAGGUUAUGAUUCGGUGGAGUUUGCAGAUGGGAUUUGUGCCUUUGGCGAAAUCUAAAACACCGCGACGAAUCACUGAAAACGCAGAUGUUUUUGAUUUCGAGCUUGAUGAGGAGGAUAUGACAAGACUUGAUACUGGGGAAUAUGCACCUACAGACUGGGAUCCGACUGUGGAUAUGGAUUAG